Molecule: messenger RNA, 789 nt
Organism: Saprolegnia parasitica CBS 223.65
Lineage: Eukaryota; Oomycota; Saprolegniomycetes; Saprolegniales; Saprolegniaceae
Exons: 4
Coding region: 1-789 (262 amino acids)
Molecular function (GO): trans-aconitate 2-methyltransferase activity
Source: RefSeq, a predicted model, not a curated record
AUGACCACGACGCGCGCCGCCCGCGCCUGGGCGCCGUCGCACUACCUCAAGUUUGAGUCCAGCCGCCUCCAGCCCGCGCUCGACUUGCUCCAGCGCAUCCACGUGCCCAAUAACGUUGCCUCGAUCGUCGACUUGGGCUGCGGCACGGGCAACAUCACGCCCUUUAUGCGUGAGCGCUGGCCCCAGCACGCAUUCAUUGCGUCGACUCGUCGACCGACAUGCUGGCCGGACUUUGAAACCUUUUCGGUCGCCGAGCCCGUGGACAUUAUCUUCUCGAAUGCUGCCUUGCAUUGGGUCUCGUUCGGCGUGCACAAGGUGCUCCUGCCACGGCUUUUCUCGCUGCUCAAGCCAGGUGGCGUCUUGGCCAUUCAGAUGCCCGACACCCGCGUCCAAGCCAGCCACGUGCUCAUGCCCGAAGCAGCCCGCGCGCUUGGCGUCGACAUCGCAGGCGUGCGCUGGGUGACGACCGAAGAAGACCCGUUGGCGUACUACGGCCUCUUUGCCGCCAUCGCGCGCCCGGACCACAUCCACUUGUGGAGCACCGAGUACACGCAGGUGCUCGUACCAGCGUCGCGCGACGAAGAGCCGACCUAUCGUCAUCCUGUUGUGUAUUUCGUGUCAUCAACGGGCCUCGGGCCGUACGUCCAUGCGAUCGACGACCGGAAUGUGCGCGAGGCCUUUCUGCACGAGUAUGCGUCGCGGAUUGCGGCGGCGUAUCCUGUCCAAGCCGACGGCCAUGUGCUCUUCCCGUUCAAGCGCUUCUUCUGCGUCGUUCAAAGAGACGACUAG